This is a messenger RNA of Neoarthrinium moseri, 885 nucleotides long. RefSeq lists its product as uncharacterized. Gene Ontology annotation, biological process: attachment of mitotic spindle microtubules to kinetochore; protein localization to kinetochore; kinetochore assembly. Gene Ontology annotation, cellular component: kinetochore. The transcript has a single exon. Lineage: Eukaryota; Fungi; Ascomycota; Sordariomycetes; Amphisphaeriales; Apiosporaceae. The record is from RefSeq and is a predicted model, not a curated record. Bases 1 to 885 code for a protein of 294 amino acids.
AUGCCUCGGGGCAAGAAAUCAACCCCAGCCCCGGCUGAGCCGGCAACGGCAGAAGAAGUUCUCACAAAAAUCAAGUCGCUCAACGCGUCGUACGAGAUCAGCAUCCUCAAGCUCUCGGAACCCAUCUCCACCGUCCCGUCCGACCCCAACACCCAGCGCACCUCGGACGUGUCCAACGCCUCGCUGGACGCGCCCACGCCCGCCUCGCUCGAGGCCGACCUGACCCACUACCGCGAGCUCUUCGCCAAGCUGCGCUUCAGCUACGUCGAGCAGGUCACCAAGGAGAAGUUCAUCCGCGCCAUCGUCGGCGACCCCCCGCUCAUCGUCGCGCCCCAGGAGAACCUCGAGCUCGAGGCCCUGAACGCCGCCGCCAAGGCCGAGCUCAAGGCCCUCAAGACCGAGGUCGCCGACAUGGUCGCCGACCUGGAGCGCCGCGGUGCCGAGCUCGCCCGCCGCUACGAGGGCGUGCGCCUGCAGACUGCCACCCUCGAGGACAUGCCCGCCAAGAUCGCCGGCCUGGAGGACGCCGUCGCCCGGCUCAAGAAGCAGCACGCCGGCCGCAUGAACGAGAACCCCGAGUUGAACCUCCCGCUGGCCAAGACGGUCGAGCUGGUCGACGCCAAGAAGCGCAAGCGCGCCGAGCUCGAGCGGACGCUGGAGCAGCUGCAGAACCAGGUGCCCCGCAAGAAGAAGGAGCUUGAGCGGCUCCAGACUGAGCUGGGUCCCCUGGAGACGAAGAAGCAGAACAGCGCCGCUGCCGCCAAGGAGGCCAAGAGGAGGAAAGAGGCCGCACUUGGGGGCGUCGAGGAUGAUCUAGAGGAGAGAGGCAGAUGGUUCCGCGCUGCUGAGGCAGGCCUACGGUCAAUGCUGGAGAUCGAGGGUUGA